CCUGUCUCCUUCUCAUCACAGCAUGGAUCCUCACCCCAACUUUAUUUCGGUGUUUUAGACUUAGUUUUACGUUGCCUUUGGAUUAACGGUUUUCGCCUGGACUCCGUUACUCAUCUAGACGCCAUGUUUACCACCACCGGCUCUCGGGGCCUCUAUAAGGCUCCUCUGUCUAAAGGCCUCCUCCUGGUUCUCAAUGGGCUGACUGUGAUGCUCACCCUGCUGCCACAGUACCAAGAACUGUUUGUAUACAACCUACAGGCUGUCACCCACCAGCACCAGGUGUGGAGGUUGUUGUGUGGCAGGUUGGUGUGUCUAGAUGUGAAGGACUCCUUUUGUAGCAGCCUGCUCAUUUACAACUUCCGAAUCUUUGAGAGGAGGUUUGGCACCAGGAAGUUUGCUUCCUUCCUGUUGGGCACUUGGUGUCUGUCUGCGCUGAUGGACUUCCUGCUGGCCCAGGCUUUCCAGUUCUUAUUUGACUAUGAAGUCGAGGAACUGCCUGCAGGACUGCUUGCUCCAGUCUUCUCUCUUUUUGUGCCUUUCUACCUGUCGAUCCCCAGGAUGCCAGUCACCCAGGUCCUGGGCCACAUCCACAUCACCAACAAGUCUCUGGUCUACAUAGUAGGCUUGCAGCUGUUGACUUCCAGCCCCUUCAUGUGGCUUCUUGCACUCAGUGGACUGAUCUCAGGCGGGUUGUACCACUCCAAUGUUCUCCGGCUACAGAAGCUCCUCUUCAUACCCUCCUGGGUGUCUCGUAUUGGACGGUAUAUUUUGGAGCCACUCUUCUCAAGCUCCCAGCCAAGCAGUGAGACACCUCUGGGGAUGGGUGCCACUCUGGACAUCCAGAGGCAGCAGAGGAUGGACCUGCUCGACCAACAGCUGCUGCUGGCCCAGUACAAUGAGGCCAGGAGGAACACCAGACAACAGCCACAGCCUGGGUUGUUACAGUGGACCAGGUUGUUUCCCUCCCUGAGACACAGAGGACAGAACCGACCCCCAAUGCAGCCCCGCCCCCAGGCUCAGACACAACCAUCCACACAGCCACCACUAUUGGACAACUCUCCUGUGGCAGAGGAGCAGGUUGCACGACUGGUGGAAAUGGGCUUUUCCAGGACUGAUGCCCUUGAGGCCCUCAGAGCUUCAAACAACGACAUCAACAUGGCAACCAACUUCCUCUUGCAACACUGAAAGAAAGAGAGCAAGCCCAGUGAGAAAAACAGGUGAAUAAGGACACAGAGAGAAAGAAGGAAGAGAAGCAACCAAAGCAGAGGAGCAAAAAGCAAAACGGAGACAAAAUGUUGGAGAGAAUGACAAUGAAUGAUGGAGAUUGGGAGAGAAGACAACAGAAAUUUGUACAGAUAAUCUGCUGUGUCACUGCUCCCUGAAGCAGUGUUAGGCUGACCCGACCUGAGCGGAGCCUGAUCGCUGGCUGAUUAAUGAAGAAGUGUGAAGCACAAAGUGGGAGACAUUUGCGUCAUCGCUUUCUGAUGGUCAUCGUAGUGUGAAACAAUCAUUGCUCAAGGCAGAUGAGUUAGACCUCUAACUCCAAGGGGAUCCCUAUGAAACAUAUUCAGAAACCAAACAGGUCAGAGCUUUGCUCACGGUACACUUUGAACGCUUCAGAGUCUUCUGUCCAGUGGAGGACAUAAAAAAGUGGGAGAUUUCUUUAAAACAACUGAUGCUGAAGCACACACAUCAGCUGAAAUUCCACACACCCUCCACAUGGAUACCCACUUAUAGCUGUGUGAAAUAGAUCUCUAUAACCCACUGUCAUUACUGCCAUACUACUGGCUGCUGUGUAACCAACAUCUUAGACCCUGAUAACUGGUCAGAGAUGAUAAAUAUGUCUCAGAAGAUUAAGAAAGAGGUGCACAAGGUUUUUGAGAGAGUGGAUUAGAGAACAUUAUGUCAUCUGUCAGGUUUUUGACAAAUUUUUAUUUUUCACUGAGACAAUAGUCUCAGUGAAAAAUACCUCAAUUCCUUAACCUCCUUAAUUACAUGAGGAGGUUCAGAGGUCAUGAUUACAACUUGGGAAUUUAUGAUUAAAGAAUCCAUGAACAAUCUAACAUACAUAACAGGGUUUUAUUACACAGAUGUUAUUUCUUUAUGUUGGCAGUGUGUCACGGAAGUAGCAGGGCUCAACCCUUUCCUGCUUGAGAUGUUUUAACAAAGCGGUAAGCCUGAUUGACAGCUGCUGCAAGAGCCACAUUUCAGCGCUGAGUGGUUCGGCCCCUUUUGUAACUCUACAAGUCCACUGUCUGUAACCGACAGGGCUGUUUGGCAGGACACAGGUCAGAUGGGUUAUCUCAGGGUCUCUGAGGCGACUUCCUCUGUUCAUGGCAUUCACAUUUAAGGACAUUGAGUGCACACAGAGGUGCACAGUAGCCUGUCAAGGAGGUCAUGUUUCACACCCUUGACUGUCUGUCUCUUUCAUCAUUUCAUGCUCUCAGAUGCAUUUGCACACACUCCUCAAGGUUUUAUUUAUUCUGUCUUAACUGAGUUUGAGUCUUUUCUCUGACAGCACAUGUGUCUGGAUCUUGGCAAGUCUUAAAAGUCCGAUGAUAUUCAUUCUGCAAUAUCAUGACAAGAAAUUUAUGGAGACUAUGCACUGCAUAGUAAUUACUUUGUGUAUAUAAAUGUGCAGACAUUUUGUGGAAGAGAAGUUAUAUUGCAGCCACUAUGUAUUGAUGUCAAAGAAAGAUGCUAGUUUUAUAUUUUGUGCAUAAUAAUAUUGAUAAUAUAUGACCACUGAGAUGAGUCUGUCAUUUGUGUGUAUGUAUUUUUGAGAGUGAAAUAAUAGUUGAUGGGUGUGAUGAGGGAGUUGUUGCAUGGACAACUUUCUGAUAAACUGUAACAAAUCAUAUUUGAUCUGUGGAAUAAAUCAACUUGCUGACUAAUAA
Molecule: messenger RNA, 2897 nt
Organism: Seriola dumerili (greater amberjack)
Lineage: Eukaryota; Metazoa; Chordata; Actinopteri; Carangiformes; Carangidae
Gene: ubac2
Product: UBA domain containing 2
Exons: 10
Coding region: 124-1185 (353 amino acids)
Molecular function (GO): serine-type endopeptidase activity; protein binding
Source: RefSeq, a predicted model, not a curated record